UAACACUCGGCAGCUGGCUGUCAAACGUAUCGAACGCCCUCGGUUCGCUCGCUGCGAUUCACCAGUCGACCGUGCAUUAAAAUUACUGAGUAUUGUUGUGAUUGCGUCGGCAUCGGCUUCGUGUAUGAACUGUGCUUCGAAAAUGAAUACAGUGUCGUGUUUAGUGGUUAAAUAACAAUGCCAAUUGUAAUGUACACUAGUGUUGUGCUGUGAAACCGUUGUUUGGUGCUGUUUAAGAUGACCGAGAAAAAUAAAUCGGAAAAGAUGACUAAUGCAUCGAAACCUGUUCCCAUGAAACUUUUUGCGGCUUGGGAAGUGGACAGGACGCCUUCCAACUGCAUUCCCAGGCUAUGCACACUACGGAUAACCCGGCUCCGAGUAUGCGGGGCGCUCGGCGAGACCGGCGGGGGCGCGGCCAGCGGCGCGGGCGCCGGUGCAGUGAUCCUAGCAGCUCGUAUGCACAGCUCUAAGCGGACGCUGCGCUCCAACGACAUCGCGGUCCCACCGCUUGAUGUCGAGCUCGACCUGUGCUUUUCUCUGCAGUACCCGCAUUUUGUUAAGAGGGAUGGUAACAGAUUGCAAAUAAUGCUGCAGCGCCGUAAGAAAUACAAGAACCGCACGAUACUGGGGUACAAGACAUUGGCUGAAGGUGUUAUAAGGAUGGACCAGGUGCUGCAACGCUCAAUGGACAUGGAGCUAGAACUCACAGGAGUCGGAGGCAAGGUCGGCGCUGCUGCAGGCCAGCCGGUCGCCAAGCUCACCAUCACCGGGCUAGCCUCCACCCCGGUAGACCAUGACACGAAGAACAACAAUACUUUGCUUAUUACUGAACGCGGCUAUUCAGAUGAGGAAGAAGAAGGCGAGUUCAGCUCAGUUGAAGAAGCAGACGAGAUGACGUACGGCGCUCCCGCCAGGCGGCGCGCGCAUCGACAACUCGCUUUCAACAAAACUGACCUCUCUUAUACCAAGUUGUCCCGUUCUCGCGACUUGAGCUUCAUGGAGCGCGAGCGAAAGAGACAGAGCUAUAUACACUCUAAGGCGAACGACAGGGACAGCGACAGUGAGCUAGAGAACGCGGCCGCGAAACGCAAAGGCAGCCGUGGCAAGCUCGCGCAACGCAACUUGAAGCAGAAGUUCGCGGCGUUGCUGCGGCGGUUCCGCGUGCCUGAAGAGCUGUCGGAGCGAGGCGCCGCGAGGGACACGCAUCACGCUCAACAUGACAUCGAUGAGUUGUUCCAGGAACUAGAAUCAUUAUCAUGCGGCGAGGGCGAAGACUCAGGUCCGGAUCAGAUGGACACCAUCAGCAUCGGGUCCACUCCCAAACCCUCGCUGCGACCUUUCUUCAGCAGCUCCCGAAGCCUCGCCAACCAGGAGCAUCACAGGCAUUCCAACGGCGAUGCAUGCGCAGUGGUGCGGCACGCGAGCGUCGCGUCCGGUGCUGAGCUGAGCGCGCUGAGGGAGCGUCACGUCGGAACUAUAACGCUCACAGAAUCCGAAGCGGUCCGAAGUUCUGCCGGCGACGAGCGAGCGAGCGACGGCAAUAGCGACGGGGACGCGACGAUCGACGCGCCGGUGUCGGGUGCCUCCGUGUCCAGCUCGCCCCCUAACGAGAUUAAGGUCAGGGAGGACAAGCGCUCCAGGCUAUUCCGCAGCGCCACCAGCGGCGGGAACUUAAUCCCGGGAGGUGGCGUGACGCGCAAGAAGAACUCUCUCGUGGUGGGAGCUGAAAGACCACUGUCGGCGCACGAGUUGCCUGCGCAGAGUCCUACUACCCUGGAGCCCCGUCGCACAUGGGCGGAGCAAGUCUCCCGCCUGGUCGGCACGGAAGGCGCGGAGUGCAUCGCGGUGUGCGGCGCGGGGUCGGGGGCGGCGGGCGCGGCUCUGCACGCGCUAGCCGUGCCCGCUCUGCACGCGCCGCACGCCGCGCCCGACCCGCGGCCGCUGCUGCACGCGCUAUACUCCCGGGCUAAGCAGACGUCUCGUCGCUCGUGCAUCCGCGUGGCGAUGUGUGGCGGCGACGCGUGCGCGAGCGCGGCCGUGCGCGCGCACGCCGAGCUGGCCGCGCGCCGCCCGCACGACGCGCCCAGCGUGCGCUUCUAUAUCAUACCCAUCGGUCCAAGCGUAAUAGCGCGCCAUCUGUCGGCGUCGGACGGCGGUUACGCGUCGCUGUUCACGAGUGAAUCGUGGCCGAAUAUUUGCGAGCGAGCGGCUGAUGGGUCUGCCCCUGAUGUCGCUGAGAUGUCUUCGCGUAUCGGCAGGUAUCUGAACAGCACGGGUCCCGUGAACAACGUGCCGAUCGGCGAGGCGAUGGUCGCCUACAGAGAGAAGUCGGGCGAUGAGGACGCCAGCCAGACAUUUGUGCCCUUUAUUGCGGAAGUCCGCGUCGGCUGUAGCGAGGGCGGAGUUUCCUCCCUCGAGCUAGAAGAAGGCGGGUCUCCCCCCGCACGCGCUUCACCCCCGGCGACGCCCGCGCCGCACCUCACGGCGCCGCACCUCGCCGCGCAUGCGCCAGACCUCGCGCCGCCAUUACCCAUGCCGUUGCUAGCCAGGACCGAACCGCUUGAGUUGCAGUUGGACUAUUGGCUGGUGCCAGGUCGUCAGCCGGACGGCACGGACAGUAAGGUGACUGUGAAGGCAUCGUUCCGCGCGCUGCACGUGACACGGCAGAACGCGCAUCUCUGCAUCACCUACCUUACUAAAGAGAAGAAGCAGAAGAUAAUGCGGCUGGGCAAGAAGAAGGAGAAGACUUCGGAAGCGGAGGUGGGGCGCGCGCAGACCGUGGACGGCGUCGCCCGACUCAUCUGCUCCGCCAAGAGCUCGCACAACGUGCCGCUCAAAGUGUACAUUGACGGCACGGAACUGAACGGCGUGAAGUUCUUCCAGCUGUCGACACAAUGGCAGACACACGUGAAGACUUUCCCAGUAGCCACGUGCGGCGCCCCCCUCGCCCCCGCAGAGUCCUAGACUGUGAGCCACUGCUGCCAUCUAGCGUACAACACGCCUAGCUUAUGUACCUUGAGUUACUACCCCCCACCCCCUCCCUUAAUAUACCUAAAUACCCCCCCAAGCCUCCCCGCCAUAUUACAAAUUAACCAAGCUUAACUAUGGCCCAAUUCAAGCUACAUAAUAAAGGCGUUAGUCGUCAUAGUCAUUCAUUAAUUAGUUAUCGUAUUUAAUAUAAUAUAUUACGUAGUCGUUAUCCGUGUACUCAGUAUAUAUCGAGAAAUAAUGGUUCGUGACAUUUCCAAUAUGUGUAUGUUAUUUAGGUUAGUGCGGUGUAGCCGAAGUGUGGCUUUGCCCGAGUGAAUGUCUGAUGAUAAACUUUCAACGAAUAUAUGCUUAAAUUUUAGUCAACUUUUCGCCGAAUUCCGGUGUUGUGAGUCGGUUUGUGGUUUGACCGAACAGUCGGCGAAUAUUUCUAAGAGAAGCUCUUUUCGGCUGAAAUGUAAUCGAGUAUGAGUAGUAUAGUUACGUUAUUGGAACGAUUAUCGUCGGCACAUAUCAGCAUAGGUUCGAUUCGAGUGUUGUGCGCGAUUUUAUUUUUGAUCUGUGAUUCGUGAAUGCAGUUUUUUUUUUAAUAUCUUAAGGCAAUGGAAGCGCGUUGUUACAGUCAUAUUUUUGUGUAAUUUUUAUAUAAGUGCAGCUAACAGUGCGGUGUUUACAUUUAUAAUUUUGUACGUCAUAGAUGUUUUGAAUGAAAUGUAGAUUUUUACAUAACGAUAAACGUUUUUAAUUUUAAAAGAUAUUAUAGAGAUUACAACUGAUAUCUUCCUAAUGGAUGUCCUUGCGUACUUUAAUGAAGUCUUCGAUUCCCUUACUUUGUGAUCAAGCCAAAAUUUUUGAUAUUUUAGUCCCCGAAUGCUUAAAAUGAAAUUCGAAAUUAAUUCCGAGCCAAUUUGGAAAAUGAUUUUCUAUUUGGGCUAGUUUAAUUUUGUAGCGUUAAUCAGUAGAGGGCGUUAGUUACACCCAUCAGGCCAACGACUGUCUCAUGAUAUCAUAGAGUUAGUAAUAUAUUCUCAAACUUUACAUAUACUAUGUGUAUAACUUAGGUUUAGCUAUGUGUGGUAAUUCAGAUAAUAUGUGGCUGUGUGUACGUAUGUGAAGAGGACGCAAAAUAGUUUUGACGAAGUCUUACAUGGGAAUUUGGACUCUGUGUCUGCAUGUUACAAUCUAAAUUCCAUGGUGAGAUUUCGUCAAAUCUUUUUGAACGGGGGUGGUCGAUAUGGCUUCUCGUCUCGAUAUUCCAAUUUUAUCGAUGUUAGUUACGUUUUUAGAGAUGUCUAAAGUAAAAUAUCGACUUUUAAAUCAGUCGUUAAGCUAUUAUUAAAGCUGUUUGAAUAUCGAGUCAGAAGCCAUCGUGGUAACUGAGUAUUUCCAAAUAUUUUGGUCUUAGAUUACAUAAUUUAUCCUUUUAAUGUUUACAUAUCGAAGUCUUGCUAGGUACUUGUAUUCUAUAAUAGUAAUAAUUAAAUGUAGUCGUUAAAUCUAUUUAAUAAAGUAUUGCUUGCUAAUGAAGUUGUAAUGUGUACAAGCCAAAUGUUUGAUUGUGAAAUUAAAUUGGGGAACUGAAAAUCGGAUUCCCUAAUCAAAUCCCGAAUAAAAUCAUUGUUCAUUAAAUCCUUUCUUCUUGGGCUUAUCCAUCGGGUAAAACAUAGUCGAGCAUUUUCACAGUGCGCUUUUUAAAGUUAAGUAAAAGCAAAUUGCCAAAAUAAUUUAUAAUCUGUAGGCUAUAAUUCUUAUCUCGUGUUCUUACGAGCUUGUGGUCAAAAAUCUGACCAAGGAGGUCGCUGUAGAGGCUUUUUAUCCUACCCUUAAAAUCUAUCGAUCUAAGGUCAAAUUAUUUGGAAGCUUACGUUACACAAGUUGGAAAGUUUAGGGAUGUACCCCACAAAAUGUGACAAUAGUAUGCGUAUUAUUGUAUGUACGCUUUUUCAGAGUAAUAACACUUUUUUUAAUAUACGCUCCUAGUGUAAGUCGUGUUAUUAUAGAAUUAGGCCUGUUAACCAUUUUAAAUCUAACUGUAUCUUAUAUUCGAUUUAAUAUUAUCUUGUUCUGGUGUGGUACAGGUUUUUACAGUCUUUGAUUGAAAAGAGAUACAGUAUCGAUAUCUUUUUAUCGAUAUUGUGACUACCUUAUUCUUGGGAGGCAAUACGUGAUAUUGGCAUGCUCUGCUUACAAAUAAAAAGGGUAGUAUUUAAACGCAAAUCAAAAAAUAUCAUUUUUCUAUGCAAUAAGAUUCCGAAUUCCCAUCAAAAUUACUGAUUGCACAGCAAAAUAUUCAACUCAAAAUAUCACUAAACACACUACAAUUUAUUUUCGCAGCGUACAGCGAUUUUUCCUAAAGCAAAAGCUUUUUCAUCAAUGCACAGCUAAUAAUCUUAAUGCACAUUAUACAUGUUAACUCUUUUUCUUUUAAAUAUAGCUUCUAUUUUUAUAUUAUUUACAGCAGUUUUUCUGAAUAAAACAGCUUUUUAUUAGUCACAGUCAUCUUAUUAUUUAUUAAUUACGGCAUAAUGAGAUCAGCAAAAAAAUAUAAAAUUAAAUACAAAAUUGUAAUUUAUUGAAUUAUUUAUAAGCGUUCACGCUUCCUUUUUUGCCCAAUAGGCAACAUUUUUAGCUUCUUGAGCUUACUUGAGUCGGAUCGCAAGUCCGAUGAUAUGCUUGCACAUACAUACUAUAGUUCUUAAAAAAAAUGGGGCUGGUGCAUUGUCAGUCAUUGUCAGUAUUUCCUUUUAGCAUACAUUUCAUAUAAGUAGUCAUUAAAAGGCUACUACUAUAAUAUCAUAUUUCAGAAUGUUUAUAGUCAGAAUCAUCUUUUGGCAUAGUUUUGGAAUUUUUAUUUUCCUGUAAGAAGCAUGCAAACAAGCCUGAAGCAUGCAAGCAGGCAUGCAGCAUGUAAGCAGGCAUGCAACAUGGAAGUAAGCAUGCAACAUGCAGCAAGCAUGGCUUCUGUCACGGCUCCGGCGCUGCGGGGCUCCGGCGGUCCCAUGCGAGCUUAUCGUCGCAGAUGAUUUUCACGCUCACCACCGCAGCUUCGGCUUACUGGCCGGCAGAGCCGGCCAGCCUCAACCGCGUCGGCGAGCGUUAAAACUACCUGCUCCUCAGCUCGCAGGCCGCCUCGCCCCUCCGCGCCUACGCGGUUUUGAAUUGCACUCUAGGGGUAGGCAAACAAGACUACGUGGAGUCGGUUUUGCAGCGAUUCGUUUUCGUUACUAGCUUCAAUUUUUAAUACAAUGUUUUUUAAUUGAACUCUGUCUUACUCGCUCGCGCCACUUUGCACUCCAGUGACGAAAAAGCGCGCGAAGCCGCGAACCUUUUCAGUUAAUUUGUUCUGGUUUUAGAAAUAAUGCAAUGUGACAGGAUUUUUUUGUUAUAAUAAUCAUUAAAUUGGCCGAGCAUGGCUUCUUGAAAAUUAAGACAAAUAUGAUGAAUAGGUUUUGUUGUACUUACUGGUUAAUAUGCGACUGGGAUAGUUAUUUUGCUAUGAAAUAUAGAAAAUUUGCUGUGCAGUCAGUAUUAAUGCUAUGUAUGUAGUAUUUUUGUACAAGACUAAAUUUAACUGUAUUGCAUUAUAAUAAAAAAAGCAAUGUCAUAUUGAUGUAUCAUUUCGAAUUAUCUGCAGUUUGAGUUUUGUUAAACAUUUAGUUUAUUUGUAGUGAAGUAAGUUAUUUGAUGUAAAAAAGAAUAUAAAUGAUGAGUAUUUAUUGAUAGGCGAUUAUUUAUUUGAUAUGCAAUUUAUAAUAUCCCAAAUAAAAAUAAGCCGUAAUUAUAGAAACUACUUUAAUAUUCUAGUAACUUCAGGCUUAUAGCAUUACUUGCCUCGUCAGGCCGCCAUUUUUAUAAAAGCUCAAGCCUAAUCAUGUCUUUGGAACUUUUAAUAAAGCGACUUUACCUUAAUUGAUUUCUCUAUUUAAUAAUAGUAAAGAAAAAAAUUACGAGUAUGUGCAUGUUAUAAGCAAGUUCACGUAGCAGAAAGGUGUCUGGAAGUGUCAUUUUGGGAUUUUUUCCGUAAAAACUUUGGACCACAUCAGAACAAGAUAGCAGUUGUAAAAUAGCGUCAAUAACAGUUUACUCUUAAUUAUACUCAGCGAUGUUAUUUUGGGCUAUUUGUCAAAAUGUUUUUACGUUUUUACACCUUAUAUUAUUUUGUCAAAGCUGUCAUCUAUAAAAAUGUAUCUUCAUAUAUUAUGAUGUACGUACUUAUAAAUAAAAACUAUAGGUAUUGUAAAACAUGAUCAACCCUUUUGAAUGUCGUUGGAUAAUUUGUUAACAUUAUUUAUUCUUAUGAAAUGUUAUUUUGUUUUUCAACAAGUCAGAAAAUAAAUGAAGAUGAUACGUUACAGGUGUUGCUUCCACAAAUGUAGAUCUAUGCUGUUCUCAUUGUUUAAAAAGACGUUUUGACAAAUAGACAAACAAAAUAUACCUGUGUAUCCAUAUCAAAUCGCUUGUAUGUUGUAAUAUCUAAAUAAAUUACAGAUUACACUUAUCGACAUUAAUAUUGGGUCGUAAAUCGACCCUUAUUUUUAAUAUUCCAUCAGAUAAGCGGUAAUCAUCUUAUAUGCAGUAGACAAUUUCAUAUUUAUCCGUAAUAAAUACGAUUAUAAUAAUAUUAGGAACUCUAUACUUUUUUCUGUUUAACUGUAUAAUAUUGUUUUACAAGGAGACCGUUAUGGCUAAUUAUUGUUUGAUCCUAAAAAUAGAGCUACUGACUGUCUUAUUUUAUGAAUUAUGAACGAAUAUAAAAUUCUUUUAUUUUUGCAGUGAUUAACAUGAUGAAAUUUUCUGUAUAUUAAUUUAUUCAUGUAUGCACUUAUCAUGAAUGAUGUAUCUUAUAUUAGUAAACUAAUUACAUACAAUUUCAUCAAUGCUAAUUCUGUAUUAUUACUAUGACAUUCAAAUUAAUUUCUUAUGUCGGCUAAACGCACCACAGUGUAGGAAUUAUAUACAUUUUUGGUGUAAAACCUCUUUUUUGAUGGUGAACUAUGAAAUGUAGGGCGUAUGUCUGUAUACAGAUCAUGGUUUACUUUGAAUACAAAGAGAAAUAAGAAAAAGAUCACUAAGCGAGUUUAAAAAUGAGCACUCAGUUAUUCUAAGCUUGUAUUCAAAGAAGCCAUGAUCUGACACCAAUACUUACUGAAGAAUAGUCUCAAGAAAGCUCAAAUAUUCCUACUUACAGCUUUUAACUUCUAUUUAAAGCUAUGAAGUUAACAUUUGAAGCUUUCUUUUACGCUAGCGGUACAAAAGGUAAACAACCAUGCAGGUCGCAAUACGUCUCCCUAGCUUUUUCGUUAAAGGCCUAGCCAAACGAAUCCAUAUAAUGACAUUAACUUUUAAAUAUUAAGUAUUAAUCAUUAUUAUGUUUUAAUUCAUUAUAUUUUAUUUUUAUAAAACGUGCAACUCUGAUUGCUAUUAUGUAUAAGUCAAGUGAGAGUAUUAAAUAUGAAUGAGAUUUUUAAAAUCCUUUUCUAGAAAGUCAACCUUAUCUGUAUGAAAAUAACAAUGAAAUAGGAUUGUAAAGCAUAACAGAGUUAGCACGUUUACGAUUUUUAAUGAUUAUAAAGUAUAUCAUAAGGGCGGGUAUCGGGCGUCGGCAUGUAACCAUGAAACGCCUAAUAUUAGUUUGAACAACUGUCAGCUAUUUGUCCCCGCCCUUCAAACUAUUAUUUUGAUCUCAUUACUGCUGACUGAAUGAUUCACUUGGCACACUUCUUUAUUACAAUGGAAUUAAAAUUUUAUUUAUAUUUUCCAAAUGAGCUUAAAAGCCACCAAUCGUCAUCGACGUAUAUAAUGUAUUAUUUGUAAAUUAAUCAUCACAAAUUUUUGUCCAUUUGCAAUGGCCAAACAAACUUAUAAUUAGUGCUAUGGAAAGUUCAUUUAAGUUGAAUAAAUUAGUACAAAAAUAUCUUACAUUUUAUGUUUCAUUAACAAUAAUUAACUAUUUAAUUAAAUUCAAUGCAUUCUUCGCGAAAAUGCAAAUAGACUGUGCAAUAAUGUGAAUGUCUCUUGAGAAUUUAAUUUUGAUUUAUUUUGACUUGUAAGUCAAUAAAAAUAUGAUUUCAUUACGAUAUGUUUAAGUAAUGUGAUGAGAUUUAUUAUUUUAUCAUAAUUUGCAAGUAUAAUUUGUAUUUAUUGUACAAAUAAACAUUUUGCAUUAAAAACAAA
Molecule: messenger RNA, 9162 nt
Organism: Helicoverpa armigera (cotton bollworm)
Lineage: Eukaryota; Metazoa; Arthropoda; Insecta; Lepidoptera; Noctuidae
Gene: KrT95D
Product: phosphofurin acidic cluster sorting protein 1
Exons: 19
Coding region: 238-2964 (908 amino acids)
Biological process (GO): protein localization to plasma membrane
Source: RefSeq, a predicted model, not a curated record